CGUCGAUCCACCGCAGCCUUCUGCUUGACUGGAGGUGUACUCGCGGCAUCCUUGGCUGCGAUCUUUAUUACAGUGGACUGACCUGCAGUUGAUUGGCUUUGGAUGGUCAAUCACCGUGCCAGCCUGCUCAUACUCCCUAAUCGAUCUCCUAGAAUACAUACCAACUCGACAAUGGCUACCAACGCAGUUGCUCUCGCCUGGAGAUCCGCAGGCCGGAGAACUCCUGCUCUUCCCUCUCUUCGCGCCACUCAACGGCCGUCCAUCCUCCACCGGGAUUCGCUCCUCCGUCAAGUCCGCUACUCCUCGGAGGCGGCAUCUCAGACCAAAGAAGCAGCCAAGGAAACCGCCGCACAGGUUACGGAAACGGUGAAGGAGACCCCUAAGAAGGCCGGGCGUAAGCUCAAGCGGACUGUCCUGGGCACCUCCCUCGCCCUCACCCUCCUUGCUGGCUACAUCUACGGGACGGACACCAGGGCUAGUGUGCACCGGUACGGUGUCGUUCCCCUGGUCAGACUGCUCUACCCUGAUGCUGAAGAUGCGCACCACUUCGGAGUGGACAUCCUGAAGACGCUGUACAAGUAUGGCCUGAACCCGCGGGAGCGCGGCGACCCGGAUGGUGAUGGCUCGCUUGUGACUGAGGUCUUCGGCUACACCCUCUCCAACCCCAUUGGUAUCUCUGGCGGACUCGACAAGCACGCCGAGAUCCCCGAUCCCCUCUUCGAAAUUGGGCCUGCUAUUGUUGAAGUCGGCGGCACGACUCCUCUCCCCCAAGAGGGUAAUCCCCGUCCGCGCGUGUUCCGUCUGCCCUCUCAGAAGGCCAUGAUCAACCGCUACGGCCUCAACUCCAAGGGCGCGGCCCACAUGGCUGCUGUUCUUGAGCAACGUGUUCGCGACUUUGCCUACGCCAACGGCUUCGGUGAGCACGAACUCGCCGAACAGCGCGUGUUGAACGGUGAGGCCGGUGUUCCCCCGGGCAGUCUCCGUGAGGGCAAGCUCCUGGCCGUCCAGGUGGCCAAGAACAAGGCGACACCGGACUCGGACAUUGAAGCCAUCAAGCGUGACUACGUGUACUGCGUGGACCGACUUGCCAAAUACGCCGACAUCCUCGUCGUCAACGUCUCCAGCCCCAACACCCCCGGUCUGCGCGAUCUCCAAGCCGCAGCCCCGCUGACUGCCAUCCUGAAGGCCGUUGUCGGCGCCGCCAAGAGCGUCGACCGGAAGACCAAGCCAUUCGUCAUGGUCAAGGUCAGCCCGGACGAGGACUCUGACGAGCAGGUCUCCGGUAUCUGUGAAGCUGUCUGGGGUUCUGGCGUCGACGGUGUGAUUGUCGGUAACACGACCAACCGCCGUCCCGACCCGUUGCCCAAGGGAUUCACCCUCCCCUCGAAGGAGCAGACUGCCCUGAAGGAGACGGGCGGAUACUCUGGUCCUCAGCUGUUCGACCGCACCGUUUCCCUGGUGUCUCGCUACCGCUCCCUCCUGGAUGCCACCGCCCCAACCACGCCUAAGGUGAUUGAAGCGCAGGAAGCAUCCGCCACGGCGACCCAGGUCGAGCCCGACGUCGAGAACCUCCCCCCGGUUGAAGCUCCCAGCGCGUCAGAGGUGCUUCCUCGGAAGGUGCUCUUCGCCUCGGGCGGCAUCACCAACGGCCAGCAGGCCAAGGCAGUGUUGAACGCGGGCGCGUCCGUCGCGAUGAUGUACACGGCGAUCACCUACGGGGGUAUGGGCACCGUCACCCGCGUGAAGGACGAGCUGCGCAAGGAGCAGCAGUAGAUGCACAACGAGCUAAGUAACCAAAAGGAGUGACCGGUCGAUGAUGUAGGGAGUAUAGGACGUAGAUGGGACAUUGUAAAUAGAAGUGUUAUUGACUCAUAGUGGAUGACAUAAAAU
Aspergillus ibericus CBS 121593 is the source of this 1890-nucleotide messenger RNA. Its product is annotated as dihydroorotate dehydrogenase 2. The record is from RefSeq and is a predicted model, not a curated record. Gene Ontology annotation, cellular component: cytoplasm; mitochondrial inner membrane. Lineage: Eukaryota; Fungi; Ascomycota; Eurotiomycetes; Eurotiales; Aspergillaceae. Gene Ontology annotation, biological process: pyrimidine ribonucleotide biosynthetic process; 'de novo' pyrimidine nucleobase biosynthetic process. Gene Ontology annotation, molecular function: dihydroorotate dehydrogenase activity. The transcript has 3 exons. The coding region runs from base 172 to 1773 and encodes 533 amino acids.